Molecule: messenger RNA, 1846 nt
Organism: Tricharina praecox
Lineage: Eukaryota; Fungi; Ascomycota; Pezizomycetes; Pezizales; Pyronemataceae
Product: flavin-binding monooxygenase
Exons: 4
Coding region: 81-1769 (562 amino acids)
Source: RefSeq, a predicted model, not a curated record
UCGAUGCCUGGCGAAUAUAAAGUCAUCGAUGGCAGCAGUGGAAGGAGGAUCACGAAGUGGUCUGCAGAGAUUGAACCAACAUGAACGGCGACAACUGCGACAACGGCGAAUACAAAGUCGAUUUCGACAAGCCCAUUCACACGCCAACGCGGAAGUUGAAAGUUAUCUGUAUCGGCGCGGGAGCUUCUGGGCUGCUGAUUGCUUACAAGCUUCAGCGGCAUUUCGAUGAUUUUGAGCUGAACGUCUACGAAAAAAACAAAGAUGUGUCGGGAACCUGGUACGAGAAUCGAUACCCAGGAUGCGCCUGCGACGUUCCCUCCCACUGCUACACGUGGUCCUUCGAGCCGAAGACGGACUGGUCGUCAACAUAUGCCUCCGCGAAGGAGAUCCAUCAGUACUUCGCCGGGUUCGCGAAAAAAUACCAACUCGGGCGUUACAUCAAGCUCGAACACGAAGUCAUCGGCGCGACAUGGGACGAGGCGGCCGCGCAGUGGCAUGUGAAGAUUCGGCAAGGAACGACCGAGAUUCUUGUAGAGGACAGUUGCCAUGUGCUGUUGAACGCCGGCGGAAUAUUAAAUGCAUGGAAAUGGCCGGCGAUUCCCGGCUUGGAAAACUACAAGGGGACGCUUGUGCACUCCGCUGCAUGGCCGGAGGACUUGGAUUUGACAGGGAAGGUGGUGGGCCUAAUCGGCAAUGGAUCGUCCGGAGUCCAGAUCCUCCCUGCGAUCCAGGCCGAGGUGAAGGAACUUACCACGUUCAUCCGCGAGCCAACAUGGAUCGCCCCACCUCUCGGCGAAGCAUACCAAGUCUUCACCGAUGCCGACAAAGCCUCCUUCGCUGCGGAUCCCGAGAAGCACCUCGUGCUCCGCCGCGGCAUCGAAUCCGGCAUCAACAGCGCGUUCGCAAUGUUCACCCUUGCAGACGGGCGGCAAAAGGAAAUCCGCACUGCCUUCGAAGACCGCAUGAGACAACAGCUCUCGGAUCCACGGACAGCUCAUUUCCAGAACGCCCUCAUUCCAACCUGGUCUGUUGGGUGCCGGCGCCUCUCCCCGGGAAUCGACUACCUGAAAUCUCUCUCCGCUCCCAAUGUCUCUGUCGUCUUCGGCAACAUCACCCAUGUUACCUCCGCUGGCUGCGUCAUGUCUUCCGGCGAAGAGUACCCCACUGACGUGCUAAUCUGCGCCACGGGCUUCGACACCUCACUGCGACCGCGCUUCCCGGUGAUCGGUCGCGCCGGUGUCGACCUCCGCGAGAAGUGGAAAGACGAGCCGCGAGCGUACCUCGGGUUUGCAGCGGCGGGGUUUCCGAACUAUCUGAUGACGCUCGGCCCCAACUGUCCGAUCGGCAAUGGCGCCGUGCUCGCCGGAAUCGAAGCUCAGGUCGAGUACUUUGUCAAGCUGCUGAGCAAGUUCCAGAAAGAAAUGCUCACGACGUUCGAUGUGCGAGAGGAGGCUGUGGACGAUUUCGUCGAGCAUAAAGACGAGUUCAUGAAAAACACUGUUUGGACCGAAGACUGUCGCUCGUGGUACAAAGGCGACAACAUCCACGGCAAAGUUACCGCGCUGUGGCCAGGGUCGUCGCUGCACUAUAUCGAGGCCGUGCGUGAAGUCAGAUACGAGGACUGGGCGCUGACGCGGGAAAAGCGUAACCGAUUUCAAUUUUUGGGAAACGGACAUAGUACUGCGGAGAAGAGGACAGGCGAAAUGGCGUAUUACAUCAGGAACUCGGAUGACAGUUGGAUCGAUCCGGUUUUGAAGGCAAAGCUGUAGCCGAGGCUGGUGAUAUGGUCCAUAUUGCUUGCGUGUCUUGAAGGGAAAUUUAAUCUGCUGCUUUUUCUACACCGAUG